Macroventuria anomochaeta is the source of this 990-nucleotide messenger RNA. RefSeq names its product Aha1domain family protein. Gene Ontology annotation, biological process: protein folding; positive regulation of ATP-dependent activity. Gene Ontology annotation, cellular component: cytosol. NCBI's taxonomy places the organism in Eukaryota, Fungi, Ascomycota, Dothideomycetes, Pleosporales, Didymellaceae. Gene Ontology annotation, molecular function: ATPase activator activity; protein-folding chaperone binding. The record is from RefSeq and is a predicted model, not a curated record. The coding region runs from base 1 to 990 and encodes 329 amino acids. The transcript is spliced from 3 exons.
AUGGUUCUUCACAACCCCAACAACUGGCAUUGGGUCAAUAAGGACGUGUCGGGCUGGGCACGCGAAUACCUUGACAAGGAGCUCCCGCAGAUCUCGGCCGAGCAGGAUGAUGUCACCGCGAAGAUCGACAAGGUUUCCAGCAUGGACGGAGAUGUCGAUGUGAGCCAGCGCAAGGGCAAGGUUAUUACAUUGUUCGACGUCAAGCUCAAAUUGGAGUACUCCGGCAAGAACAAAGAGGGCGAGGAGGCUAGCGGCACUAUCACGAUUCCCGAGGUUGCACACGACACGGAGGAAGACGAGUAUGUCUUUGACGUAGAUGUCUACUCUGAGGAUGCCAGCAAACAACCUGUCAAGGAUCUAGUACGAUCCAAGAUCAUCCCCCAGCUACGCAAGAGUCUCGCAAAGUUCGGCCCAGCUGUCAUGGCUGAGCACGGCAAGGAUAUCCAACAUGCGCCCGGUUCCAACCCGUCAAGCGGGUUUUCGACCCCGAAGAUCUACUCGAGCUCGAGCGUGAACAAGUCGACUGGAUCGAAGACCGAGAGCGGCUCACAGAAGACGAGCACCGGGUCGGUCGUUAACGUCACAACAAUCAACGACAGCACUGAGUUCCGCACCACUGCUGCCGAGUUGUUCCAGACGUUUACAGACCCUCAGCGCAUCGCCGCAUUUACCCGCGCACCGCCCAAGUCCUUCACUGGUGCUAAGCCCGGUGGCACGUUCGAGCUUUUCGGUGGUAACGUGAGCGGAGAGUACACUGAGUUGGAGGAGCCAAAGCACAUCGUUCAGAAAUGGCGACUCGCACAAUGGCCCGCUGGCCACUUCUCAACCCUGUCGAUCUGGUUUGAUCAGAACGAUGUGGACGCGGUAACUGUGAUGAGGGUUGAGUGGAAGGGUGUCCCAGUUGGCCAGGAGGAGCCAACGAAGACCAAUUGGGACCAGUACUACGUACGCAGCAUUAAGACCACCUUCGGGUUCGGUACGGUGUUGUGA